AUGGCAGCGUUCGACUGCGACGCGGCCUUCAGCUCGAUCCGCACGAGUGCCAACUUUGAAGUCUAUCAGCCCUGCGCGUACCUGAAGACGCUCUGGGACAAGAAGGUGAACUCGACGCAGAUGCAACGAGAAGAUUGCACCAACCCCGACUGCCAACAGUUCAUCAAUUCCCACGAAAUUACGUUCGGUUUAUCCAACACGGUUUGUUCCAUCGUGGAUGUCGCGACGGGGAAGUCGGUGGAUAUGCGAGCCUUUGGUUCGAUGUGUGGAACCGUGCGGGCCACCGUGCGCCCCAUGGCCACGUCAGGUCAAGCUGUUCCAGCGACAUCGAGUUCACCCGUUGUUCCUGGUUCGACUGGCACUCCCACGUCCGUAGGAUCGUCCUCUUCCACCGUUGUAGUCGUCGUUAUUGUCGCAGGAGUCAUCGUCGUACUCUUGGUUGGCGCGAUGUUGUGGCGGCAUCACAAGCGCUCUAGUCAGACCAAGCUAGACACAGGCGGGUUUGUCAUGUUGGAGGAAGAGCCGAGCGCCGCCAACACUGCUGUUGAUCACGCUUGCAGCGCCAAACAGAUCAAAGCAUCCACCAUGGCAUCAUCGUCAUCGUCGACUGCACACAGUACAACGUUGUUAAGUGAAGCAGGAGUUGAGUUCGGACCGUUGGCCCUAUACCAAGUGCGUCGGAUGGACCUCAUCAUCGACGGUUCUCUCCAGCAUCGCGGGAGAACCUUUGACGUCCGCCGUGCCAACUACAUGGGCAGGGCUGUUGCGCUGAAGACGUGCCGCGACAUCCAGCACAUCCAUGCAUUUGUAAGCGAGAUGAAGCUGCUUUCCACCCUCGAUUGCCCAUACAUUGUCCAGUUUGUGGGUGUGUGGUGGGGCAAGUUUGCGGCCGACUUGACGCUUGUCACCGAGUACAUGGAUGGUGGCAACUUGCAAGAUGCGCUGCUCCGAGCAAGCAACCAGCAACUUCCACAGCAAAAACUGUCCUGGGGCACCAAGUUGUCGAUCGCUCUCGAUGUCGUCGACGCGCUGGUAUACUUGCAUUCACUCGAGACCAAAGUCCUCCAUCGGAACCUGUCGUCGCACCACGUUCUGCUCAAAUCCGGCGAUGCACACCAGCCUCUUGUCGCCAAACUCCAGGGAUUUUACCACGCCCGUGAAAUCCAGUUUGACGGGAUGACUGUCACCGCCGGCGUCGGCGCGCAGCUCUACACCGCUCCAGAGGUUCUCCAGGACGGCCACUACGACGAUAGCGCCGACCUCUUUAGCUACGGGGUGCUCUUGUCCGAGCUCUGCACCGAGAAACCCCCUUAUCACGACCUAUGCACCCCCAGCGGAAAGCCGCUGUCGGAGGCGGCGCUCCUGUCUGGCAUCAUGGCCGGGUCGUUGCAGCCUGCCUUUGCACUCGACUGCCCGCCCUGGUUUGUCCAACUUGGUCGUGACUGCAUGGCGGUGGACCCAGCCGUGCGGCCGUCUGCUGCCAAAGUUUCGUACAGACUAAACCAAUGGAUUGGUUAA
Aphanomyces invadans is the source of this 1518-nucleotide messenger RNA. RefSeq names its product TKL protein kinase. NCBI's taxonomy places the organism in Eukaryota, Oomycota, Saprolegniomycetes, Saprolegniales, Verrucalvaceae. The transcript is spliced from 2 exons. Bases 1 to 1518 code for a protein of 505 amino acids. Gene Ontology annotation, molecular function: ATP binding; protein kinase activity. The record is from RefSeq and is a predicted model, not a curated record. Gene Ontology annotation, biological process: protein phosphorylation.